GAUCGUUGUUAGUGAGUUUUUCCCUAUAGGUAUAUUAAUCCCAGAUUAACUACUAGUGGAUUGAUGAAUCAGUCUCCCUAGCAUCUUGCUUGCGUCCAUCCACUAUUCUGUGUAGAAUAACUCCCUAACUUUGUUUACUACGGAUGUACAUUGGGAAGGAUUUAGAAGUUUUGGAGUGGUGUGGAGACAGAAGAGGUUGGUUUUCCAUGCAUGUGUAAUGGCUCGCUUUGCUUGAGGCGGUGGAGAGAGAGAGGUCAAACUGUGUGGUUUAAUCAGCUUAGGACAGAUUCUGCUGAUGAAUUAAAAUCCUGUAACUAGUUACAAGGAGUCUGGCAAGAGAGUUGGCCGGAGAGACAGCUACCACUUCAGGAAAUCAGGAAGCACAACAAAAUUUAAUGCCUGUGUGUGUGAACCAGCAAUGCCAGCGAUUAAUAUAGAGGAUCUGAGUGAGAAGGAUAAACUGAAAAUGGAAGUGGAACAGCUCCGGAAAGAAGCGAAGUUAAAAAGGCAACCGGUUUCUAAAUGUUCUGAAGAAAUUAAAAAUUACAUUGAAGAAAGAUCUGGAGAAGACCCUCUCGUGAAAGGUAUUCCUGAAGACAGGAAUCCAUUCAAAGAGAAAGGAGGAUGUAUUAUUGCUUAGAAGAAGAAGACCAUGUUGUAACUGGAACUAAAUACUCAGCAAAAGUCUAGUCUGGGUUAAGUUCCAGGGAUUCUGAACUGACUUUUUAUGAGAACAGAAAUGCCUGCUUAUAUUUUCAUUCCCUGAUAUGUUACAGUUUUUUAAUCUCCUGUACAUGCUAGUUUGAAUUUGAAGAAAUAUAUUUGUAUAACCAACUACAGUGUUAUUUUGGUAAUGCAAAUUCAACAUACAUGAUGAAAAACUUCCGUAUUUGCAGAAUAUAGGACCUUACAUUCAAUAGGACGAAAAUGUUACCCUGCACGUAAAAAUAGGAUUUCAUUAAUACAAAUAAUGAAACUCUGACAAUA
Eublepharis macularius is the source of this 987-nucleotide messenger RNA. RefSeq names its product guanine nucleotide-binding protein G(I)/G(S)/G(O) subunit gamma-11. Bases 419 to 640 code for a protein of 73 amino acids. Gene Ontology annotation, biological process: G protein-coupled receptor signaling pathway. Gene Ontology annotation, cellular component: heterotrimeric G-protein complex. Lineage: Eukaryota; Metazoa; Chordata; Lepidosauria; Squamata; Eublepharidae. The transcript has 3 exons. Gene Ontology annotation, molecular function: G-protein beta-subunit binding. The record is from RefSeq and is a predicted model, not a curated record.